UUCAUUUUGUGCCGAGCUGUGGGCUGUUUCACUUCAGUCUCUCUGAGUCUCUUGACAGAGUCUGUUCUCCUCCUAAAUCAAUGUGGACAGUUGCUUUCUCCAGCCACCCACACCGUUUGACCCUCGACUGAAUGUUUUAGAGUGGUAAUCCUAGAGAAUUUCAUCUAUUGGUCAUUACAACACGGCAAACCUAUGAAGGUGCUGAGUGGUCACGUCGUGUCUAAAUCGUUGACCCAAAGCAGCAUGGACGUAAUCAGCAUGCCAGGCACAGCUGUUCCAGCAAAUGCAGGACUUUCCCUUAGUCAGCAGACUAAUACCAAUCUGACCAGCAUCUCCCACAAUGGAAACAUCAGUCGAAGGCGUUGGAAGAGCCUCUUGCGACGUGUACAGAAAAAGAACACAGAAUCUCCCAAAAACACAUUGUUUGGGCAACCCUUGUCUGAAAUCUGUCAAAAUGAUGGGUGUCCUCCUGAACCAAUUAUGGAUACCCUUAUGCUGCUGCUGAGGAAGGGUCUGCGCACUGAGGGGGUUUUCAGGAGGGCUGGCAACGCCAGAGCUCUGAGAGAGAUCAAGGCGCAGCUCAACGAAGGGAUAGAAGUGGAUUUAAAAGAGCAGUCGGUCAUUUUGUUGGCUGAUCUUGUCAAGGAUUUUCUUAGACAUCUGCCUGGGAGUUUGCUAAUGGUGGAAAAGUGCAAAUCCUGGAUGGCUGCAAUGGAAAAGGAAGGUGAAGAUCAGAAGCUUGCUGAGAUUAAAAUGGUGAUCAAAACGCUUCCUGAGGCAAAUAUUCAGCUUUUGAAGCACUUGAUGGUUCUGCUUUAUCACAUAAGUGAGAACGCCGAUACAAACAAGAUGACUCCCCUCAAUCUGGCCACAUGUGUUUCCCCCAGCUUGCUCCCAACAGACAAUGUGGAAAAGAUGGAAGAGGUGACGAAACUGACUGAGUUUCUCAUUGUCAACUGCCCUCAAAUAUUUGGUGAGGAUGCACUGACGCUCUUCGGAGACUCUGAUGAAGAAGAUCUCAGCGAUAACCAAGACUCUUUUUCUUCGCACCAUCAUGACUCUGCGUACGACAGUAAUGAUCCUGAUGCAGAUGGCUACAAGGGCAGCAGUUCUGACAUGGACUCCAUCAAAUCCGGCGCUGAAGAGAAAUCCCAGGAACAUUUGAGCGCAGAGGAACUUUGGACCAAAAAACUAACUCGCAGACGUUCAGAACCAGUCAUAAACUUCAGACAGGGCCUUCAGCAGCACCUUUCCCACUCCAGGAGCCAGACAGAAAUGGACUUUCAUGACAAACUCUUAACAAAGCAGAUCUCUGAUGACUGUAUUGUGGUUAGAGGAGGCAACAGCUUGGGGAAAAGCUAUGGAGACAAGACGACCUCUAAAGACUGCUCGUAUUGUUCUUCAAGCUCACUUGAGAGUUGUUUCUCCAGCGCUUCAGAGAGCUCUAUCCAUAACAGCCCUCUUAUUGUGCCUUUAUGCAAUCAGAGAAAGGCCCUUCAACGCAAGCAUUCGUUCCCCACCCGCCAUUCGGCUCCUGCACCGAAUCGCUCAGAGACCCCCAAAAGACGCUCGCAGUCCAUGAAGACUGCACACAUCAGAAGCAGGACCGUCUUCGGGCGAAGCGGUUCCACCAAACGGGCCAUCGAUAGAGCCCUACGCCACAGCCAGACUCUACCCGAGGUACUGAAUCCUAAUCUGGAGCCGAAACGCUUGUCUAGCGAGGAGGUUUUCCAGCAGGUGGACAGUAGGAUACCUAGCGAUCCUCCAAGUUAUGAGCAAGCCGUUCAGGACAAUUCCCAUGUAGCUCUCUCGAGCCGUACAUCGUUGACUGUUCAGGAUGCAAGAUGUCUGUCAAAGCAAACAUGCAGCAGCUCAAGAUCUUCUAGUGAAGAGACACUGGAUUUUAACAUCCACGACAGAGACGAUUCAGAGACAUGCUGUGAUAGUAUGAGUGGAUCCUCCUCUGAGUUGAGACAGAGGAGCAUGUCUGAAACUGGGUAUGAAGGAUGGUGCAAUCAGGAAGAGCUCAGAGAGAGUUAUGUUUGAGUUAUUGUACAUUUUUAUUAUUGUUGUUACUACUUUUUGGUGGAGGCAAAAUAUAUUUUGCAUAUGACCUCAUAAUGAGGCGUGGACCUUUUAGGGCUUCAAGUACAAUUAAGGCAUGGAGUUGUGCUGAAUAUGUUGAAUUUUAUUCUUCAUUUUAGUCCAGGCUUUUGUGACAAUGUUGUUAUGCCCACAGUAUGUUGAUUGUCUAGCACCCCAACAAUGAUAAAUGUAACUAAAAGGCACUUUGAGGGAAUUUCACUACACAGGUUUAUAAGUUUUUGUGCAAUGUAUGCAAUGUUUGCAGAAUUAAUGUGCAUGCUUAAAAACAAUGUAAAUCAUAUGUCUUCCCAUGAAAUAAA
This is a messenger RNA of Labeo rohita (rohu), 2405 nucleotides long. RefSeq names its product T cell activation RhoGTPase activating protein a (gene tagapa). Gene Ontology annotation, biological process: regulation of Rho protein signal transduction; signal transduction. NCBI's taxonomy places the organism in Eukaryota, Metazoa, Chordata, Actinopteri, Cypriniformes, Cyprinidae. Bases 193 to 2046 code for a protein of 617 amino acids. The record is from RefSeq and is a predicted model, not a curated record. Gene Ontology annotation, molecular function: GTPase activator activity. The transcript has 10 exons.